Messenger RNA from Sarcophilus harrisii (Tasmanian devil), 4434 nucleotides. It is a transcript of the gene DISC1, whose product is annotated as DISC1 scaffold protein. Gene Ontology annotation, cellular component: intermediate filament cytoskeleton; mitochondrion; centrosome. Gene Ontology annotation, biological process: cilium assembly; neuron migration. The record is from RefSeq and is a predicted model, not a curated record. NCBI's taxonomy places the organism in Eukaryota, Metazoa, Chordata, Mammalia, Dasyuromorphia, Dasyuridae.
UCCAGAGGGGCACGGAAAUCGUGGUCCUGGGAGAAGGAGAAGGAAAAAGUCUCCUUACUAUCUAUCCCGCAUCCCCUUCUUUUCACCACUUCCUCCUAGCUCUGGUUUCAUGCUUCCCAGGCAGAAGGGCCAGGCCUGGGUCUCCCUACGGGAGUAAACUGUGUAGAUAGAGCGCCGGAGCAACAGAGAGAGAGAGAGAGAGAAGAGGAGGAGGAGGAGGAGCCCGGCGCGGCAGGACCCCCGCCCCCCUCUCUUCUCAGUGCAGGAGCUCGGGCGGGGGUGGAGAGGAAACAGCACGGGUAGCAGAGCUGGAAGGGAGGAUCGAUGCUGGGCAAGGGGCAGCGGGGUGCCCCGGACUCCUGGGGUGAGCUCCCCGAGCAACUGAGGGUCAGCGGCAGAAGCAACAGCGGGGGUCAUAGCCCUGGUAAGCAGGACCAGCUGGUACCUACUGGAUCCUUUCAGAAGAAGAGGUUGACAAGAAGGCCCGGCUACAUGAGGACCGACACCAGGCCCCGGAUAGAAUGCCUUCCGCCUACAACCCAUCCAUUAUUUAACCUGAAAGAGCUGGGCCACGGCAAGGACAGAAGGGCUGAGCUCAAGACCUCCACCAUGGCCAGACUGGGAGACUCUGAUUUGAGGAGAAAGGGUUUUAACUCUUCAAAUGGGAAUCUUGUCCUUAAGGGCAAUAGGGUCACAGGGCACAGUAAACCAGGAAAUUUCUGUCCUCAGCCAGGAUCAGAUACCGAAUUGACAGACAGUGUAACUGAUGUUAUUGAUCCCUCUGCUUCCAUUGGUUUGGACAAUUUCUCACCCUCAGGUAGAUCGGAGGCCUCCCGGGAGGUAGCCGGGGGUCUCAGAACUCAGGGCCCCACAUGCCGCAUAGUACAGAAGGAAGCAAACAGUUCCUGUGACCAAGUAAGCCACCAGCAGACCUCUUUGCCCCCUCCCAGCCCUCAAGACAUUUUUAGCUCAAGCUUUAGUUUCAUACGGCUCUCCCUCCAAUCUGCUGGGGAGCGAGGAGAGGCUGAGGGUUGCCUCCCCACAAAGGAGGGAGAACCCCCUUGUCAAAGUCCCCCUGAGGGACCAGCAGACAACACUGGUAGGAAUGAGUCUCUCACCAAGUGGGGUGGUUCUGGAGCCCGUGAGGGCCUGAGGCGUGUUUCUCAGCCCUGCAGCUGCAGGCCUGCCCAGGGCCUUGUGGGCACACCUCCAGCCCACAGCAUCCAGCCCGAGAAGGAGGUUUUUUCUUUCACAAAUACCAAUGCAGCCACCUCCUGUUCCCCGGACGCCUCCUCCAUCGUGUCUUCAGUUACUUCAGGCUACCAGAGCAGCAUCAUGGCAAGUGAUCACAGUUGGGACAUGCUGGUCAAGAAAUAUGAGCCGGUGCUGACGGACUGCCUUCUGAGUAACCGGGCUGUGUUGAAGAUAAAAUCCUUGAUGUUGAAGCUUCAGAAACUUCAGGAAAAAGCAGUUGAAGAAGAUAAUUAUGACAAAGCUGAAGAAUUAAAACAAAAAAUAGAGGGCUUGGAGAAAGAAAAGAGCAACCUAAAAUUUCAGCUUCCUUCAAGACAUCCAUCCAUUAGUUCAUUUUUGGACCAUUUUGGAGCCCAAGUCCAAUCUGCUCUGCAUUGGGCUACACAUGGGGACAGCAGUGAAGAAACCCAAACCCAGCUCAAAAUGGAGACCAACCUCGCAGGAUCUGCAGCUCAGGAAAGACUCCAGGUUUCCAUCACCAGAAGAGACUGGCUUCUUCAAGAGAAGCAGCAGUUGCAGAAGGAAAUCGAAGGCCUCCAAGCAAGAAUGUCUGUGCUAGAAGCAAAAGAUCAACAAUUAAGACGGGAUAUAGAAGAGCAAGAGAGGUUCAUCCAAUUUCAGGACUGUGAGCUGACUUCCCUGCUGGUCUCUGUGCCCCUGGGAGAACUGCAGGAGGUCAGGAAGACCUUGGAUGACACACUAGCCUUAUCCUAUCAGAUCCCAUUUAAUCUGGAACUCCCUGGAACUAUGAAGAGCCUUCAAGAGAAGGAGCAGUCACUCAGCUUGGCCAUUAAAGAAAUUACGUCAAAGGUUUGUACAAGUCAAAAACUCUGCAGCACUUUGAGGAGGAAAGUGAAUGAAAUUGAGACCCAACUACCAGCCCUGCUUGAAGCCAAAAUGCUUGCUGUUUCAGGGAAUAAUUUCUCUACAGCCAAGGAUCUCAUGGAGGAGAUUAGGUCGUUAACAUCUGAGAAAGAAGGGCUGGAGGGCCUGAUCAACAAGCUGCUAGUGCCUGUUGCCAGGAACGCCAGGAAAUUGGAGAGAAUUAAAGAAGAUUACAGCAGACUGAGACAAGAAAUAGAGCAGGGGGAGACUGCCUAUGAGAACAAUGUGAAGGAAAAUAUUGUGAAGUACAUGGAAAUACUGGAAGAUAAAUUGCACAGCUCCAGAAGUCAGCUUCUAGAGAGAGUAUGGGAAGCUGAUUUGGAAGCUUGUCAGCUUUUGAUCCAGGGCUUCCAGCUUCCAGAGGUCAGCAGCUGUGUUUUAGGAGAGGAGAUUCGGAGAGACAACUUAGAGAUGGCCAACCCUGCUCCUGCCCUUGCUGCAUCUGCCCCAAGGCCCACUUCAAAGAAUGAACAGAAGCCCUUUUGUCAGCCAGAGGAGGAGUGGCAAGCGGUCCUGUAUCCAACCAUUCAGUGCUUUGGCUGGGAACAGAAGGAGGAAUCUUACAUUAUGUCUCUAGAACUGAAAGAAAAAUGUGAAGCGAUAAGUGAAAAGUUAUUGUAUUUGGAAGAUCAACUUCAUGCUGCAAUCUAUAGCCAUGAUGAAGGUCUUGUUCAGGCUCUCAAGAGGGAGAUCCAGAUGGUGAAGGAAACUCUGCAGGCCAUGAUUGUGCAGCUCCAGCCAGCAGAGGCCGGGGAUUCCUGUGUGACAGCUGGUGUCCAGAAAAUCCGGGGUGGACAAGUGAUGGGGGAGGUGGGAGAGAAGACGGUUUUACAGUUUCAUAAAUCCCAAUUCCCAGAGAGCUGCUUUGGGUAACUGAACCCUCUUACACACUAAACUGGACACACCUCUUUGCAUUCUACUUCAUAAAUUCUCAAGGAGAAUUUAUGGAAACUGGAGCCUAAAGGUCAUUCACCAUUGAGAGAAGAUUAUUCUGUUUCUUAAAGACUGGCACAGACCACGAAAACAGGUUUCCAUGAAGCAUGUGUGCUGAUUGGAAUUGGGGAGAUUGUAAAUUAAUAUGGCAGAGAGUGAAAAAGAGAUGCUGAUUUUGAAUGGCUGCACCAUUCAUUUUGAGGGAUGCUUCAAAUAUGUUAUUAACCAUGGUUUCCCUGCUCACAAUUUUGAAAGUUUUUUUCUUUCUUUCAUAACAAUGAUGUUCAAGUGUUUUCCUUCCAGCCCUCAUUGGAGACGGGAAUCCUGAUAGACAAAUGGUUUUUCCCCCUCCCACUGACUGAAUUUUCUUGCUUUGUACCAAACUAAAAAUAUUUUCUCAUAAAAGAGAAAUCUAAACAACAGUCAAUUUUUCCUCACCUGUGCUUGGACUGCAUUUUCCUGGAGGCACAUUAUAUAACAGAGAUAAUUAACCUCAGAAUGUUGAGUAGCUUUUCAUCUUAUUUCAUCUGUGACUUACCAAUGACUCACAAGAACUUAAUACCAGAAACCUAAAACAUAUUUUUUAAACGACAGCAGCCUCUAUUGUGUAAAUGACUAAUUAUCUUUUAAAGAGAUGAUUUCUUGCUAAGCCCUUUGUUUUUUCAUGCUUUUGACUGCUUUUGCUAUAUUCUGAAACUCAACUCUAAAGUCUAUAUAUGCAUUGGAGGGAUUAGUUGAUAAUGUGAGUUGGCUUUUACAAAAGUCUUAUUUUCUUCCCUGAUCUUUUUCACUGAUUUGUCAGACAGGAAAUGGAAAUGAAAACCUAUCCAUAGAUGAUACAGUGUUCAAUAACAGCUUUUUGCAUUAUAAGCCCAGUGCUCUUCCUUUUGGCAAAAUCAAGAUAGUGUUAAACUCUUGAUAAAAUAGUUAUGUAGAAGGGAUUUCUAUCACACUGACCCACUUUGGUUAUUUUUCAUCCCCAAUCCUCUAACUGAAACAAACUGAGACCCUAAACACUGACUGUAGGACAUAUGUUAAGAAGAAAUUUUAUCUAUUGAGUAUGGUUAAAGACCAUGAGCUCCCCCAUAACUUUGAAGCUAGACAUUGUCCUGAGUUCAUAGUGGGCCUGAUGACAUUCUGAAGCAAGGAUAAUCUGCAAAUUCAUUUUAUUCUGUUUUGUUUUUAAGCAAUGGUCCUGUCUUGAUUUGGAAGCAUUAACAACAUGAAAAAACUUCUAUUUUAAUCUAGAAAAAUGACUUUACUUAAAUUAACAAUUAGCAUCUGAGAGUAGGCAAAGAGCUGAAUUUGAUUAUUUCUGCUUUUCUUCCUCCUCUUGGGAAGCUAGGUGGCACAGUGGAUAGA